Molecule: messenger RNA, 3225 nt
Organism: Syzygium oleosum
Lineage: Eukaryota; Viridiplantae; Streptophyta; Magnoliopsida; Myrtales; Myrtaceae
Product: cation-chloride cotransporter 1
Exons: 13
Coding region: 36-3038 (1000 amino acids)
Biological process (GO): monoatomic ion transport; transmembrane transport
Cellular component (GO): membrane
Molecular function (GO): chloride:monoatomic cation symporter activity
Source: RefSeq, a predicted model, not a curated record
GGGGGGGGGAGAGUUUUCGAGAUCCGCCGGGCGAGAUGGACAACGGCGACAUCGAGAGCGGCGCCGACGUGGACGAGCUCCCGCCGCCGCAGGGCCGGAGGAAGUACCGGCCCGUGGGGGCCCACGACCGGGCGGUCCUCGAGAUGUCGUCCAUGGAUCCCGGAUCUUCCUCCUCCUCUUCUGCUGCUUCCGCCGCCUCCGCCGCCGCUCUGCCCCGGCCCCGCCGCGACGCGCCGCCUCCCAGGAAUAUUAAAGUUGGCCAACGAGCAAAUGUGGGUCCAGAUGCAAAGGAAGAAGGGUCAUCUCCAAGGCGUGCAGAUGUUAAUGACUCUCAGAAUGAAUCCAAGUUGGAACUGUUUGGUUUUGAUUCCCUUGUGAAUAUUCUUGGUCUUAAGAGUAUGACAGGGGAGCAAAUUCCAGCACCUUCUAGUCCUAGAGAUGGCGAAGAUGUUUCCAUCACUCUUGGUCAUCGAAAGACUUCGGACCUCAAACUGGGAACAUUGAUGGGUGUAUUUGUCCCGUGCUUGCAGAAUAUUCUUGGAAUUAUUUAUUAUAUCCGUUUUUCUUGGAUUGUUGGUAUGGGUGGCAUAGCUGAGUCCUUGUUGCUUGUAUUCUUUUGUGGCUUGUGUACAUUCUUGACUUCAAUAUCACUGAGUGCUAUUGCUACAAAUGGUGCAAUGAAGGGUGGGGGACCAUACUAUCUUAUUGGUCGUGCUCUGGGUCCUGAGGUGGGAGUGAGUAUCGGCCUAUGCUUCUUCCUUGGGAAUGCCGUUGCUGGAUCUCUAUAUGUAUUGGGAGCUGUGGAAACUUUUCUAAAGGCCGUGCCUGCUGCUGGAAUUUUUAGUGAGACCAUCACAAAACUUAAUGGCACAGAAGUUGCACAGCCAAUCCAGAGUCCUAGCUCCCAUGAUCUGCAAAUUUAUGGGAUUGUUGUCACCAUAGUCUUAUGUUUUAUCGUCUUUGGUGGAGUGAAAAUGAUCAACCGGGUUGCGCCUGCAUUCCUAAUUCCUGUCUUACUAUCAAUUUUCUGCAUUUUUGUUGGGAUCUUUCUGGCUAAGAAGAAUGAUCCAGCAGAGGGAAUCACGGGAUUGAGUUCGAGCACCUUUAGGGAUAACUGGGGUCCUAAAUAUCAGAAUACGAACAAUGCUGGAAUCCCUGAUUCUGAAGGGAAAGUAGAAUGGAGUUUCAAUGCACUGGUUGGUCUCUUUUUUCCUGCUGUUACUGGAAUUAUGGCUGGUUCAAAUCGAUCAGCCUCCUUGAAGGAUACACAGCGGUCAAUACCCGUUGGGACACUUGCUGCAACUCUUACAACUACUGCCCUAUAUCUGAUUUCUGUUUUAACUUUUGGGGCUGUGGCAAAUAGAGAUAAGCUACUGACUGACAGGCUGCUUACAGCAACAAUUGCUUGGCCUCUCCCUGCAAUCGUAUACAUUGGAAUUAUCCUUUCGACUUUAGGUGCAGCUCUCCAGAGCCUCACAGGCGCACCUCGUCUUCUGGCAGCGAUAGCAAAUGAUGAUAUCCUGCCUAUUCUCAAUUACUUCAAGGUUGCAGAAGGGAAUGAACCUCACAUUGCUACACUUUUUACUGCAUUCCUCUGUAUAGGGUGCGUCAUAAUUGGGAAUCUGGAUCUGAUCACACCAACUAUAACCAUGUUUUUCCUACUAUGCUAUGCGGGGGUGAACCUAUCUUGCUUCCUCCUGGAUCUUCUAGAUGCACCCAGUUGGCGUCCACGGUGGAAGUUUCACCACUGGAGCCUCUCUUUGCUUGGAGCAUCACUCUGCAUUGUGAUCAUGUUCUUGAUAUCGUGGUCAUUUACUGUUAUUUCUCUGGCCCUUGCAAGCCUCAUAUAUUACUACGUGAGCAUUAAAGGAAAAGCUGGGGACUGGGGCGAUGGUUUCAAAAGCGCCUAUUUCCAACUUGCUCUCCGCAGUCUUCGAUCAUUAGGAGCAAGCCAAGUGCAUCCGAAGAAUUGGUACCCUAUUCCCCUUAUUUUCUGCCGGCCCUGGGGAAAGCUUCCAGAAAAUGUACCCUGCCAUCCAAAGCUGGCAGACUUUGCGAAUUGUAUGAAAAAGAAAGGUAGGGGAAUGUCCAUCUUUGUCUCGAUUCUCGACGGAGAUUACCAUGAAUGUGCCGAAGAUGCCAAAGCUGCUUGCAAGCAGCUUGAUACUUACAUAGACUACAAGAACUGUGAGGGAGUUGCAGAGAUUGUUGUUGCCCCAAGCAUGUCCGAAGGCUUCCGUGGGAUUGUCCAGACCAUGGGCCUGGGCAAUCUCAAGCCCAACAUCGUGGUCAUGCGGUACCCGGAGAUAUGGCGUCGCGAGAAUUUGACUGAAAUACCCGCCACGUUUGUGGGUAUAAUCAAUGAUUGCAUUGUGGCUAACAAGGCGGUUGUUAUUGUCAAGGGCCUUGAUGAAUGGCCGAACGAGUAUCAACGGCAGUACGGUACGAUUGAUUUGUACUGGAUCGUGAAGGAUGGUGGCCUCAUGCUCCUCCUCUCCCAGCUCCUCCUCACAAAGGAGAGCUUCGAGAGUUGCAAGAUCCAGGUCUUUUGCAUCGCGGAGGAGGAUUCGGAUGCCGAGGGUCUCAAGGCCGAUGUGAAGAAGUUCCUCUAUGAUCUCCGGAUGCAAGCAGAAGUCAUUGUCGUCUCGAUGAAAUCAUGGGACCUGAAGGUGGAGGGUGGGUCCCAGAACGACGAUUCGCUCGAAGCGUUCACGGCAGCUCAAGGCCGCAUCACCGACUAUCUCAACGAGAUGAAGGAGGCUGCUCAGAGGGACGGGACCUCUCUGAUGGCCGACGGGAAGCCCGUGGUGGUCAACGAACAACAGGUGGAGAAGUUCCUCUACACUACCCUCAAGUUGAAUUCGACCAUACUCAGAUACUCGAGGAUGGCCGCAGUGGUGCUAGUGAGCCUACCGGCGCCUCCGUUGAACCAUCCGGCGUACUUCUACAUGGAGUACAUGGAUCUGCUGGUGGAGAAUGUUCCCCGGCUGUUGAUGGUAAGAGGGUAUCGAAGAGAUGUCGUAACUUUGUUCACGUAGUCGGCGGUGAAUUCAGUUCUUUUUUAUUUUACCUUCUAGGUCGAUUCGAUUACUGUAUUUUAGUCGUAUAAUUUUUUUGUUACAAACCCCUCCCCCCCUUUUUUUUUCAGCAAAUUUUGCAGGUUGAAUGUAACAUUCUUUUAUUGAACCAGUUUAGUUUCUCAAAGAAAAAUGGUUUUUAAUUAAA